Molecule: messenger RNA, 2617 nt
Organism: Solanum dulcamara
Lineage: Eukaryota; Viridiplantae; Streptophyta; Magnoliopsida; Solanales; Solanaceae
Exons: 3
Coding region: 1382-2422 (346 amino acids)
Cellular component (GO): chloroplast
Source: RefSeq, a predicted model, not a curated record
GUUGAAUUUGAGAAUUGGGUAUUGAUUUUUAGUGGUUUUUAUUAAUGGGUUUUUAUUAAAAGAUGAAUCUUUGAUAUUGGAAUCAAAAGGGUCUAAUUGGGUAUAGCUAACUCCAAAGAGUUUGGAGUUUUUUUUUUGUAGUUAUUAUUUUGUUAUAUUGGGAGUGGGUUUUUGUCGUUGAGAUGAAAUUUGAUCUUUAUUGAUGUAUGAAUUGCAUACAGAGUGUUGUACUUCAAUCUGAGAAUUGUUUUGAUUUUUCUCCUUUUUUGUCUAGUUACUGUAUAGCUAUUUUGUUUGGGUGAUUACAAGUUGUUGGUCGAAUUUGGGAACUGGGUAUUGAUUCUUAGUGUUUUUUAUUAAUGGGUUUUGCUUAAAAGAUAAAUCUUUGAUAUUGGAAAUGGAAAGGGGUCCAAAUGGAGACAAAAUGGAGAUAGAGGAUUCAUGUAGUUUGACUCCAACUAGUUUGGAAUUGAUUUUGUAGUUGUUAUUCUGUUAUAUUCCAAAUGGGUUUUUGUUUCUUUAGCUGAAAUUUGAUCUGUAUUGAUGCAUACACAGGGUUGUUACUUAUUUCAAUUUUUCUGAUUUUUUGGUUUGAUUUAAGUUGUUGGUCGAAUUUGGGAACUGGGUAGUGAUUCUUAGUGUUUUUUGUGAAUGGGUUUUCGUUAAAAGAUAAAUCUUUGCUAUUGGAACAGUAGGGUCCAAAUGGAGAAUGGAGAUAGAGGAUUCAUGUAGCUGACUCCGACUAGUUUGGAAAUGAUUAUGUAGUUAGUAUUUGUUAUAUUUCAAAUGGGGUUUGCGUCUGAGCUGAAAUUUGAUCGCUGUUGAUGUAUGAAUUGUAUAAGAAGUGUUGUAUUUCAAACUGAAAAUUGUUUGCUUUUCUCUUUUUCUGCUAGUUACUAUCCAGCUAUUUUGUUUGGGUGAUUGCAGUUCUUUUUUAUCAAUUCUUGGUCAGAUUUGACAACUGGGAAUUAAUUCUUAUUGAUGUUUAUUAAUGGGUUUUACUUAAAAGAUAAUUUUUUGCUAUUGGAAGAAAAAAGGGGUCCAAAUGGAGCAAAAGGGAUAUGGAGGAUUCAUAUAGCUGGCCCCAACUAGUUUAAGAUUAGGUCGUAGUAGUUAUUGUUGUUGUUUUAUUGCAAAUGGAUUUUUGUGUUUGAGCUGAAAUUUGAUCUGUAUUCAUUCUUCCAAGAACUACGAGGUCAUACCUUUCAUUCUGUGGUGUUUUUCGUGGUCUCUUUUCUGGACUUCCUUAAUGCUUGAUAUUAUCAGAAAGUGGUUGGCUUGUGAUUCCUUGUCCUCAUGCUUGUUUUGUUAAUUGGUUCUUGAAGCUUCUGUUGCUCAAAUUUAUUUUUAUUUUUGUCUUGGUCAUCCUUCUUCCAGUAAAAUGGAUUUUUUCUCUAGGAAUACAAGUGAUGACUCUUCAGGUUUCCAGCAAGACAUUGCUAGGUGCCCAUUUUUGACGAAUAUCAAUGAGCCAACUAAUUUUUCCUUCUCAAGCUCCAUUGGUUUUCCCAUUCCAGUACGUGGAGGAAAAGGUCCUAUCUUCGAGGAUGGUCCUAACUUUGACAUGGCAUUCAGGCUUUUCCAUGGGCAGAACGGUGCUGUCCCACUUUCUGGGAGACUGUCCAUUACAAAUGAGAAACCAGAUUCUGAACCUGCACCGCGUCAUUUCAACCCUUUGGUGGCAAAGGCAGCUACCAUAAGUCUCUCAUCUUUUGGAUUUGGAGGACCGUUUGGUUUUGAUUCAUUCUCUGAGAAGUGGAAGAAUCAAAAAAAGAAGUCUCAGUCAUCCAAAAGACAGGGAGGAGAUUCAGAACAUGAAGCACUAAGCAAUGAGUGGUUGCAGAAUGGGAAUUGUCCUAUUGCGAAGUCGUACCGUGCUGUGAGUACUGUCCUUCCUCUUGUUGCAAAGGUUUUUCAGCCCCCUCCUGGUAUGAAGCUCAAGUGCCCCCCUGCUAUAAUAGCUGCCCGAGCUGCUCUAUCACGGACCGCCUUUGCGAAAAACUUGCGACCACAACCUCUACCUGCAAAAAUAUUAGUGAUUGGUGUUUUGGGCAUGGCAGCAAAUAUUCCUUUAGGCGUAUGGAGGGAACACACUGAAAAGUUUUCACCAUCUUGGUUUGCAGCUGUACAUGCAGCUGUCCCAUUCAUAGCGAUUCUGAGGAAGUCCGUAUUGAUGCCUAAAGCGGCUAUGGCGUUUACCAUUGGAGCAUCUGUUCUGGGGCAAGUGAUAGGCUCAAGGGCAGAACGACUUCGGCUCAAAACAGUUGGAGCUCGGGAAUUGGUUCCUACGGGAAACUCUACUCCAGGACAUAUCCAUCUAGUCGUUAAUGGAGCUAGAGUGGGAUACUGCAACGAGAUUGUUGCUUUGAACAAGAUUCCUCUGCAUGCCGGUUUCCUUUCACCAGAUAGUGUAGUUAGUUGAUGUUUGGCAUCUAUAAUGUUGUAUUGAUUAGUUAUAUGCAGGAUGUGCCUGCAUCUAUUCUUUGCAUUUGUCGUAGUCCAUGGGCAAAGUUGCAUUUUUCUUGUUUGGUGAGAAUUUGUAUACUUAUCAAGUACCAAUAAUAUUUGAGUGUGUUUCCUGUGCCUAAACACACCAAAGUGGAUUUUCUUCUUAUGA